This is a messenger RNA of Ceutorhynchus assimilis (cabbage seed weevil), 1179 nucleotides long. The record is from the annotation of a GenBank genome assembly. Lineage: Eukaryota; Metazoa; Arthropoda; Insecta; Coleoptera; Curculionidae.
CGUGAAUGAAGGUAUAUCCCCUUAAUGUUGCAAAAAUAUUUGCUAAUAAUUAUUAAUAAUCAUCUACGCGUUUGUUCAUAUUCAAUGUUACUGCGGAAACUAUCUAGUAAUCAUAAUUGUUGCUAUACAGAAAAAUGUGGAAGAGUGCAAUAAUUUUAAUAUUACCUGUGGCUUUCAUAGUUCACGGUCAGGACUAUGGCAAUUUGGAUAAUCUUGGUGAAAGAAUUUCUGCUCAAGUGAGGCACCAGCUGGCCCCUUUGGACGGACUAGGAGAGCGAAUCAAUGCUCAAGUUCAAAAUGAUUUAAGACCCAUGCAGGUUAAUCUGCAAAACAGACUAAGGGAUCUGGAGGGCCUUGGAGGUGAAAGAAUUUCUAGUCAAGUCAGGCACCAACUGGCCCCUUUGGACGGACUGGGAGAGCGAAUCAAUGCUCAAGUUCAAAAUGAUUUAAGACCCAUGCAGGUAAAUCUUCAAAACAGACUAAGCGAUUUGGAGGGCCUUGGAGAUCGAAUAAGCCAAAAAGUGCACCAAAACUUAGAACCAGUAAGAGCUAUAGAGUUAAAUUUCAAAAUGAAAGAUGGAGUUGGAGGUAGCACUAUAGCAACACAUAGUCCUGGAGGUCGCCAAUUUGUUAUUAAAAAUCACAGAACCUAUACUUGCGCUUCGCCAAUCGACCUUACAACAGGCCAAUGUAGUAAUUUAAUCUCAUUUAAAAUAACCCUCUCUAGCCCAAAAUCUGAUUGGUGCUACAUCCAAAGCUACAGCAUCAUCAACAAUCAAGUCUGCUUGAGCACAGGAAGUGUAUCAAUUCAAGCAUUCAACAACCAAGUGAAUUGCAAAAGUUUUUACGAUGAACCCUUGUUGAAAAUUGAUUUGGAAGAUUAUAAGAGGUUGUGUGCCGGUGUCAGAGAAAGCACCGAGUAUAGGUAUAUUCCGGAUUUAAAUGAUGAUAGGCAUGUGGAGAUUCCUAAUGAGAACAGGUACGUGAAAUGUGAGAAUCGGCAAAAGGAUUUGUGCGUUUUUCGCGAGAGGAAUGACUUGUUGGAUAGUGCAAUGAGUUCCGGUCCAGGUGGAGUUUUUAUACAAAGUCGUGUUAAUUAUUAGAAUUAUGUUGUAGUAAAAAUAUAUUAUUUUUUGAAGCUUGUAGUUUUAUUGAGCUCUAUAAGCUACUCAAAUUCAG